Messenger RNA from Penicillium malachiteum, 1656 nucleotides. It is a transcript of the gene cbhB, whose product is annotated as putative 1,4-beta-D-glucan-cellobiohydrolyase. Lineage: Eukaryota; Fungi; Ascomycota; Eurotiomycetes; Eurotiales; Aspergillaceae. Bases 1 to 1656 code for a protein of 551 amino acids. The record is from RefSeq and is a predicted model, not a curated record. Gene Ontology annotation, biological process: carbohydrate metabolic process. Gene Ontology annotation, molecular function: cellulose binding; hydrolase activity, hydrolyzing O-glycosyl compounds. Gene Ontology annotation, cellular component: extracellular region. The transcript has a single exon.
AUGGCUGCUACUCUCUCCUACCGGUUCUACAAGAGUAUUCUCCUCUUGUCUGCGUUCCUGAGCAUUGCUCAGGCGCAGCAAGCAGGCACACUCACCACCGAAACUCAUCCGUCCUUGACUUGGGAAACCUGUACCAGCGAAGGCAGCUGCACUGUCACCACUGGCUCCGUUGUCAUUGACUCGAACUGGCGCUGGAUUCACGAUGUCAACAGCUCUACCAACUGCUACACUGGCAAUACUUGGGACACUACUCUUUGCCCUGACGAUGUCACAUGCGCUACCAACUGCGCACUUGACGGCGCUGACUACUCAAGCACCUACGGUGUCACCACCAGCGGCAGUGAAGUUCGUCUGAACUUUGUCACUGACAACUCCAAUGGCGCGAAUAUCGGAUCCCGUCUUUAUCUGCUGGAGGACUCCACUACCUACCAGGUUUUCAAUCUGCUGAACCAGGAGUUCACUUUUGACGUCGAUGUGUCCAAUCUUCCUUGUGGAUUGAACGGUGCUCUCUACUUUGUCGACAUGGAUUCCGACGGUGGUAUGGCACGAUUCCCAGCAAACAAGGCUGGAGCCAAAUACGGAACUGGCUACUGCGAUGCUCAAUGCCCUUCGGACCUGAAGUUCAUCGACGGUGAAGCCAACUGUGAUGGCUGGGUUGCCUCGACCAACAAUAUCAACACUGGUACUGGAGGCCAUGGCUCCUGCUGUGUGGAGAUGGAUGUUUGGGAGGCCAACUCUGUCUCGAACGCACUGACUCCCCACUCUUGCGACACUCCAGGCCAGACUAUGUGCGACGGAGAUGCCUGUGGAGGAACAUACAGCACUGACCGCUAUGGCGGUACCUGCGAUCCUGAUGGAUGUGACUUCAACCCAUACCGCAUGGGUAACAAGACCUUCUACGGUGACGGCAUGGUUGUCGAUACCUCUUCCACUUUCACCGUGGUUACUCAAUUCAUCACCGACGACGGAACUUCCACUGGUACAUUGAGCGAGAUCAAGCGAUUCUACGUCCAGAAUGGUGUCGUUAUCGAUCAGUCCGAGUCUACCAUCAGCGGUGUUACCGGCAACGUCAUCGACACAGACUUCUGCACUGCCCAGAAGACUGCCUUCGGCGACGAAGACACCUUCAGCACCCACGGAGGUUUCAGCUCAGUCAGUGCCGCACUCGCUGACGGCAUGGUCCUUGUCCUGAGUCUCUGGGAUGAUUACUACGCCGAUAUGCUCUGGCUCGACAGCAUCUACCCAACCAACGACACCUCCACCACCCCCGGUGCUGCCCGUGGAAGCUGCGACAUCUCCUCCGGUGUUCCUGCUACCAUUGAGGAUAGCGAGGCUAGUGCCUACGUUACUUACUCCAACAUCAAGACCGGUCCCCUUGGCUCUACCUACAGCUCCGGCACCAGUGGAUCCAGCUCCAGCUCCUCCAGCUCGACAAGCUCCGCCACCUCCAGCAAGACCUCCACUACCAGCAAGACAACCACCUCCACCUCCAGCAAGACAACCACUACCAGCAAGACAACCACCUCCACAAGCUCCAGCAGCACCGGUGCUGCUCACUACGCCCAGUGUGGUGGUUCGGGAUGGACUGGUGCUACCACCUGUGUUAGCCCAUACACCUGCACCGUGCAGAAUGCCUACUACUCCCAGUGCCUGUAA